AUGUCGUCAUCACCGUGCGUCCUCCGUCAUUUCUGCCAACACCUCUACACCGCUUCCGCCGCGGUCCUCCCCCCGUACACCCCCCUCCUCCUGCUCCUGCCCCGUUACACCGCUCUGUCCUGGGCCGAUACCGGAGAAGGAGCCUCCGCGACCCCCGGGAGCAGAGUGGUGAUGGUUCUGGACUCUGCAUCGAUCCCCAUCGACUCCCAGAGGGCCCCAACAGGAGUCCCCGAGCUCAGCGCCCUCAGCCAAGAUGGCGUCCCCUCCGAGGCCACGCCCCUAUGCUCAUCUGUCGCAUCAGUCAGAUCCAGAGCAGAUGUCACCAGCUGGGACAGACUCCGCUCUGGGAUCUGCUCUUCAAUCAGACCAAGUCCACACCACGCUGCCUUCGACGUCACCAAACGAUAG
Knipowitschia caucasica is the source of this 408-nucleotide messenger RNA. The record is from the annotation of a GenBank genome assembly. Lineage: Eukaryota; Metazoa; Chordata; Actinopteri; Gobiiformes; Gobiidae.